AUGCUUCAUGGCAAGACAAACAAACUGAAAGAUGGAGCUGCAUCUGUCCCUGAGCUCCUGAAGGAUGGGUUUGAGGACCUCGUUUCAUUAGCAGUAACUCUAACCUCCACCUCAUUAACAUUUGUGAUAACUCCAUCCUGCACUCACACACUGGUGUUCCUGAGAGACCACAACCAUCCAGAAACACAACACCAAAGCAAACACGAACCAUUAGAGCACAGAGGGACAGAAGAGACGUCCCCCAUCAUCACCCCCAUCAUCACCUCCAUCAAACCCCCAUCAUCACCCCCAUCAUCACAUCCAUCAAACCCCAAUCAUCACCCCCAUCAAACCCCCCAUAAUCACCCCAUCAUCACAUCCAUCAAACCCCCAUCAUCACCCCAUCAUCACCUCCAUCAAACCCCCAUCAUCACCCCAUCAAACCCCCAUAAUCACCUCAUCAUCACCCCAUCAAACCCCCAUCAUCACCCCAUCAUCACCUCCAUCAAACCCCAAUCAUCACCCCAUCAAACCCCCAUAAUCACCCCCAUCAUCACCCCCAUCGUCACCUCCAUCAAACCCCCAUCAUCACCUCAUCAAACCCCCAUCAUCACCCCGUCAUCACCUCCUUCAAACCCCCCAUCAUCACCCCAUCAUCACCUCCAUCAAACCCCCAUCAUCACCCCAUCAUCACCUCCUUCAAACCCCCAUCAUCACCCCGUCAUCACCUCCUUCAAACCCCCAUCAUCACCCCGUCAUCACCUCCUUCAAACCCCCAUCAUCACCCCAUCAUCACCUCCAUCAAACCCCCAUCAUCACCCGUCAAACCCCCAUCAUCACCUCCAUCAAACCCCCGUCAUCACAUCCAUCAAACCCCCAUCGUCACCUCCAUCAAACCCUCAUCAUCACCCCAUCAAACCCCAUCAUUACCCCAUCAAACCCCAUCAUCACCUCCAUCAAACCCCAUAA
Neoarius graeffei (lesser salmon catfish) is the source of this 948-nucleotide messenger RNA. RefSeq lists its product as uncharacterized. NCBI's taxonomy places the organism in Eukaryota, Metazoa, Chordata, Actinopteri, Siluriformes, Ariidae. The record is from RefSeq and is a predicted model, not a curated record. The coding region runs from base 1 to 948 and encodes 315 amino acids. The transcript has 2 exons.